AUGAGAGUUGAAAGGGAGAGUUUGGGGAGAUCGAGCUGUCUGGUUAAGAGUAACACGAUGGAGGAAAAUGCAGAGAGGAGAGAUCCGCCGCGCGAGUUGGUUGAUGUGGAGGAACAGUUGGGAGAGAGAGAUGCUCCAGCUGGUUCAGAAGUGGUUAUGUAG
Molecule: messenger RNA, 162 nt
Organism: Arabis nemorensis
Lineage: Eukaryota; Viridiplantae; Streptophyta; Magnoliopsida; Brassicales; Brassicaceae
Source: the annotation of a GenBank genome assembly